This is a messenger RNA of Trematosphaeria pertusa, 654 nucleotides long. RefSeq lists its product as uncharacterized. The transcript is spliced from 2 exons. The coding region runs from base 1 to 654 and encodes 217 amino acids. The record is from RefSeq and is a predicted model, not a curated record. Lineage: Eukaryota; Fungi; Ascomycota; Dothideomycetes; Pleosporales; Trematosphaeriaceae.
AUGACUGCGAAAUACAACCCCGUUGAACGUCAUUCCGAACGUGCUGCGUCAGACGCUACGAUCACCACUGAGGAGAUCCAGCCUCCACCAAAUGCUGUCCGAAAACUUAGAAACGGCAUGCUAGAUCCUACGUCCCGCGGUCGAUAUAAAGAAAUCGCCGAGCGAAACGCGACAGAGUCGCCGUUCCUUCGCAUGCCUCCCGAAAUCCGGAACAGGAUAUACGCAUAUAUCCUCGGCGGAAGGAGAAUCGACCUGUACUCUACCGAGUUGGGCUUAGUGGAGUUGUACAAAGAGCACGACGGCUUCAAAAUUGACAAGAGCAACCCGUUCCUGCUCCUGCGCGUCUGCCGGCAAGUCUAUGCGGAAAGCUGCCUCCUUCCGUACUCGCUGAAUACGUUCUUGUUCUACCCUUCAGAAUGGGAGACCUGGCAUAUGCAGAUCUUCCCUGCUCAGCGCGAAGCUAUUCGCAUGCUGGAGUUCUGCGGCUGCGAAGAAUGUAUGAUUCAGGAGGCAUAUCACUUGAGCAAUUUUCCGGCGGUGAGGGACAUCUAUCUCGACACAAAUCUGAAGAAGCGGGAGAGGAAGACGUUUGAGGCUAAGAUCAAGCUUGCGUGCCGCGGCAAUGUCGAAGUCAUCAUCGAGCGGGAACCCUAG